AUGGGCGCGGAUGGCACAGUCGUUAUCACCUCACAUGCUCCGAGCGAGCAUGACCUGCAACAACAGAGACCACCUCUACCGCAUCGCGUUGCAAACGGCACUCGCUCCUGGGCGUCGCGGUUCUUUCCAUGGUCUGCUGAUAAGACGGAGGUUAAGCUUCAGGAUAUUACGAAGGCUCGAUACGUCCCAUGGGCAGGUCUUGGUGCUCUGGCUCUGUCUGGGUUGACUAUUCUAUUCUCUUGGAUAGUCCUCAGAGUCAUCGACGGGCAUAAGCAGAGGGAGGAAAGAUACCUGAAACCUGCGUCAUGGCUCUCCGCUAUCCUAUCCGGCAAUAGCGUUCUUCUUGGCUACGCGAUGAGCGAAGGUAUCACUAUAGCUUGGUGGUUUACUGUAUCUCGGAGAAAUGCCACAGUCUGGGAUAUUCAUGAAGCUUGGUCACUUGGUUCCAGCCUUUUUACUGUUCUGCGGGCUGGAAAGAGAUUUAACUAUAUCGCACUAGCAACACUCUUUGCGGCGUCGAUUCCCCUCAAUGGCCUCCUCUUGCAGAACGCCAUCACGACUGUACCGGGCACUCAUGUGAAUACAACCAUGAUCAAGGUGGGCAUGGCUCCCCACCUACCGAAAGGAUUCUCUGCCGACCUAUCCGAUGGUUCUAUCAGCACCUAUGGUCAGAUCUUCUCGCAAGCUCUUCUGUUUGCUGAUCGAGACCUUACUACCUCCCGUGUGGACCCCUUCUACAUCAAUGCUCCAAUGUGGAAUGGAUCCGGGAGCUGUGGCGCCGAUGACUUGUUAGGCACGUGUACUGGGCGGGCCAGCAGUCCUGGCUUCGCAGCUGAAUGUGUGGACUUCUCCGAGCCGUUUGAUAUUGACCCUCGAAGUCACAACGGUCAACCAUUUUCUGCAAUGAUCUUCUCCAGCAAGAUUGACUGGGACGUCAACACUCCAGGUGAAUUCAACCUCACGCUACGCCUCAAGGAUGCUUCCGAUUGUGUGGGCCACUACUUGGGUCGACAUUGUAUAUUCCGUGCCGCUCAGGUAGAGUACCCUAUUGCGCUGUUCCCAGCCUCUGGAUUGGACGAGGGGUCCAUCCUAAGAACCAUUGAUAUCGGCACUAGUUUCAAUGUCCUUGGUCUGGAGCCCAAUACCAGCCCCGACGAUGAUCAUAUCCAGGACUACCUCACAGUACCUUCAGAGGCUGAUUCGUCAAACACUACAUAUGGCGGUGUUGCGAGCUAUCUCAAAAAUGUCUACGAGGCCGAAUUGAACUGGGACUGGAACGGUACGCAUUGGCACAUCAACUCCACAGGGAAGCAAGCAAAGUACGCAGUCAUUGAGUCUUCCCUCCUCGAUGAUCCGGGUCGCCCUCAGAGCACUUUCCCUACAAGCUCACUGGCAGAUCCGGACUACUGCAGAAACAGGCUCGACACGUACCAGGCUGAUGGUCACAUUUAUUUGGAGGAUCAAUUGAAGGAUCGUCUGAGGCAUCUCAUGUUCUUGUCCAGCGUCAUGCAGAAUAACUACGACCCCAAUGUUGAUUCUGAAUCCCUCCAGAAUGUUACCGCCCAGAGGACCACCAAUGUUGCGCAGUACAAGAUCCUGUAUCGGUACUGGGCCGGUUCCCUGGCGGUAACGGUCACCAUCAUCUGCAUGAUCAUCCCGACAUUCUGGGGCUUUUGGCUGCUGAGUGGCAAACUCACGUUGAGUCCCGUCGACACGGCCACAGCGCUGGAAGCACCAGUUGUUCUGUCAGAAAACGGCAUGAGAAACUCAAAGUCGCGGCUGAAGGAAAUCGGGUCACGGCCACUUUCCUCCGUGCGCCGAGACGGUUCAGCUACCCCCUAG
Messenger RNA from Cladophialophora yegresii CBS 114405, 1842 nucleotides. RefSeq lists its product as uncharacterized. The transcript has 2 exons. The record is from RefSeq and is a predicted model, not a curated record. Bases 1 to 1842 code for a protein of 613 amino acids. Lineage: Eukaryota; Fungi; Ascomycota; Eurotiomycetes; Chaetothyriales; Herpotrichiellaceae.